This is a messenger RNA of Strongylus vulgaris, 1266 nucleotides long. The record is from the annotation of a GenBank genome assembly. Lineage: Eukaryota; Metazoa; Nematoda; Chromadorea; Rhabditida; Strongylidae.
AUGGAAUCUAGCAGCUGGUUGAGAAGAGAUCACAGAGCAAGAGAAUAUGAUAAGCCUCUUUUCGACACUGAUGCGCAAGCGAAAACGUUUCUUGGGUCACUUGAUGCAAUUUUCAUGAUUGCCUACGCUGUAGGAUUAUUUUUCUGGGGAUGGUUGGGUGAUCGAUCAAAUCCCAAAUACGUAAUAGUUUUAGGUAUGGUGGGAACGGCCGUUAUGAUGGUGUUGUUUGGAGCAAUUCCAAAGUGGACCAAUCUCUAUAACAUCCCCUACUUUGUGCUUACAUAUUCUUUAUUUGGGUUCUUGCAAGCUUGCGGAUGGCCAAGUGAGAUUUCUAUCAUGGCCAACUGGUUUGGCAAGGGCAAUCGCGGUUUCAUCAUGGGUGUGUGGGCAUCUUGCCAACCUCUCGGUAAUGUCUUUGGAUCGUAUUUCGUUGCACUCAUUUUACCUUUGGGAUAUCAGUACACAUUCAUUUUUGGUGCUAUUCUUAUGCUUUUUGGUGCUAUAAUUGUUAUGUUGUCAAUCAGAGUAAAACCAAAAGAAUCUCAGUUGGAUACCGAAGAAAGUAUGGCGGAAAGGCUGCCAAGCACAGAAGGAGAAGCUAUUGGUAUUGUAAAAGCAAUUCUUUUGCCUGGUGUACUCGCUUAUUGCCUCUGCAAUGUAUGCCUCAAGCUAGUCAAUUAUGCCUUCUUCUUUUGGCUACCCUUGUAUCUCACCGAAGCGUACCACUGGACUGAAUCAAAGGCAGACGAACUCAGCAUAUGGUAUGAUAUUGGCGGUAUCAUAGGUAGCAUUGCAGGAGGAUAUAUCACUGAUCGUAUGGGAUGUCGCGCACCCCUGAUUGUUGUGAUGCUUGGAUCAUCAAUAGGAGCUUUGUUUGUGUAUGCACAUGCAGGACCAGCGCUUCUUUGGAACGUUUUGAUCAUGACUGUAGUCGGCAUCACAAUCUCCGGUCCAUAUAAUCUCAUUGUUGGCACUAUAUCAAUAGACCUAGGAUCUCAACCGGCGCUUGCUCAUAGCGCACAGGCUAUGGCUACUGUGACUGGUUUGUUGGAUGGUACAGGAUCAAUUGGAAGCGCCAUCGGUCAACUAUUCGUUCCAGUAUUACAGAAUGCCUUUGGAUGGCAGUCUGUAUUCUACCUCUUCAUGAUUUUGAACUUCAUCGCGAUCAUCUGCAUCACAAGACGUUGCCUAUCCGAUCUAAGGUCUUUACUUUAUAAAUCUUCUGAACUUACUCCUCUUCUUGACGAGGAGGACCCUGAUGAAUAA